ACCCAAACAUAUCUCGGCGCCUAGCUAUCCACCAAGUUUCGAUCCGUAGUACCCCUCCAGAUCCCAUACCUUUUCUCAUCAUGGCACGAGGCAACCAACGCGAUGAAGCCCGCGCGAAAAACCUCAAGGCGGCAGGAAACACGAAGUCGAAGAACACGCAAUCGGGCACCCAAUUUCAGCGCACCAAGGAGGAUCAGGCCGCGAUCAUGAGAGCGAAGCAGGAGGCGGCGGAGGCGAAAAAGGCAGCAGCGGCGGCGGCGGGAGGGUCGAAGAAAUAAGUGAGGACGAGGGGCGAUGUUGGGCGUCUGGAUAUUAGCGAAGGUGCAUAUGGGUAUUCGAGAUGAUUAUGGUGAAGUAAGCUUGGUGCUAUGGCUGGGGCGACGGAGACACUCAUAGCAGAAUAAUACUAUCGGAAUCAUAAUCCUUCAUAUUGCAUCGACGCUUUGAAGUGGUCCUACAGGGAAGUCCAUGAUGGGCUUUCGUUAUCUAAGUACUGUAAGACCCAUCCAGUCUCCUACCACACCCUCAAAUCCAGAACCUCCAAACUCAAGCAUAUAUGGUGAC
This is a messenger RNA of Eremomyces bilateralis CBS 781.70, 564 nucleotides long. RefSeq lists its product as uncharacterized. The record is from RefSeq and is a predicted model, not a curated record. The transcript has 3 exons. NCBI's taxonomy places the organism in Eukaryota, Fungi, Ascomycota, Dothideomycetes, Eremomycetales, Eremomycetaceae. Bases 81 to 278 code for a protein of 65 amino acids.